Molecule: messenger RNA, 1005 nt
Organism: Apiotrichum porosum
Lineage: Eukaryota; Fungi; Basidiomycota; Tremellomycetes; Trichosporonales; Trichosporonaceae
Exons: 5
Coding region: 1-1005 (334 amino acids)
Cellular component (GO): mitochondrion
Molecular function (GO): zinc ion binding; oxidoreductase activity
Source: RefSeq, a predicted model, not a curated record
AUGAAGGCUAUCCAGAUCACCAAGCACGAGCACCCGAGCAAGCUCUCCGUCUCGGAGGUUGCCGCGCCCAAGCCCGCCGACGGCCAGGUGCUCGUCGACGUGCACGCUGCCGGUCUCAACUUUUUCGACAUCCUCCAGUCGCAGGGCAAGUACCAGAACCAGCCCCCCAUGCCGUUCAUCCUCGGCGCCGAGUUUGGUGGCAAGAUUAGCGAGCGCUCGCCCAUUCCCAAGGGAUGCAAGUACAAGCAUGGCGACCGCGUGUUCGGCUACGCCCAGGGUGCGUUCUCGGAGCACGUCGUGUCCGACCCCAAGUCGCUGCUGCCGAUCCCCAAGAACGUCUCGUACGCCCAGGCGGCGGGCAUCUACCUCACCUUCCCGACCUCGUACGAGGCGCUCGUGGGCCGCGCCAAGGCCCAGGCGGGCGAGUGGGUCCUCGUCCUCGCCGGUGCCGGUGGUGUGGGUCUCGCCGCGUGCCAGAUCGCCAAGAUGCUCGGGUGCAAGGUCAUUGCCGCUGCGGGUUCCGACGACAAGCGCAAGAUCUGCGUCGACAAGGGCGGCGCCGACUACACGAUCGACUAUGGCAAGGAAGGGUGGCAGAAGGAGGUGAUGAAGAUUACGGGCGGCCACGGCGUCGACGUCGUGUACGACCCUGUGGGCAUGCUGGUCCCCUCGCUCAAGUGCGUGGCGUGGAACUCGCGCCUCGUCGUCGUCGGCUUUGCCGCCGGCACGAUUGAAAAGGUGCCCGCCAACCUCGUGCUCUUGAAACAGUGCUCCAUCGUCGGCCUGUUCUGGGGCGCGACGGCCAUCCGCGACCCUCCCCGCUACCACGAGGUCCUCAACCUCGUCCUCGGACACAUUGAGCGCGGCGAGCUCGUCCCUUACACCUUUGACAAGCUCUACGACGGCCUCGACAAGGUCCCCGAGGGCCUGGGCGACAUUGAGAACCGCAAGACUUGGGGCAAGGCCAUUGUCCAGGUCGUCAAGGACGACAAGGCCAAGCUCUAG